This is a messenger RNA of Aspergillus fijiensis CBS 313.89, 1296 nucleotides long. Its product is annotated as mitochondrial 37S ribosomal protein uS9m. Gene Ontology annotation, molecular function: RNA binding; structural constituent of ribosome. Gene Ontology annotation, cellular component: mitochondrial small ribosomal subunit; ribosome. NCBI's taxonomy places the organism in Eukaryota, Fungi, Ascomycota, Eurotiomycetes, Eurotiales, Aspergillaceae. Gene Ontology annotation, biological process: translation. Bases 87 to 1049 code for a protein of 320 amino acids. The record is from RefSeq and is a predicted model, not a curated record. The transcript is spliced from 2 exons.
CCUCCCCCCCCCCCCCCGAAAAAUCCAUCCCCGGCAGGCGUCGAAUACCUCUUCCUCCAGGCUUCCGUCAGCCGUCUCGCCGCACAAUGGCCUGGCAGAAUCCCAAUGGUCUUGUGCAGGCUAUGCACUCCAUCCGUCAAGCAGCUCCUCUUCGGCCUGUUCUCCAGCGCUCCGUGAUCUCCAGAUCGCCCAUAUGGUCGAGCUCGACGACGACCAGCCUCCCCAAGAACCUCAAUGGCAAGCGAACAUACGCGACUGAAGAGACUCCCACUUCAUUCACGGCCGCUCCUCCUCUUGACUUCAAGGAUCCCAGAAUCAGACCUGCUCGGCUUGUGCCCGCAUCUCCGUCCUACUUCUCCGGCAACCCCAAGUUCAUCGACCAUUUAUUGAAUCUGGAAGGCAUUCUCGCCGCAAAUGCCAAUCUGCCAACCGUGGAGAACAGCCAGGCGCCUCGGAUGGCGUGGCUUAAACUACCGCAGUUUCGUGAUUUUGUCGGGGAGCAAGUGCCGACCAAGAAGUACAAGGGCCUUCUCAAAAUCCUGCAGCGUCUCAACCGAAUUGAUCCCGAGCUCAUGCCGGAAAAUGUUGGGCGGACGAUAAAGCAGUUUGUUCGUCCGGGUAAUCCGUACGCUAACAAACCUGCGCCGGCUACGGUGGAUGAGAUGGGUCGUGCUCGCGGCCGGGGCAAGCGCAAGUCUUCCUCGGCAGUGGCUUUCCUGGUUGAGGGUGAUGGCGAGGUGAGGGUGAAUGGAAAGACAUUGGUCGAGGCCUUCCCUCGAGUACAUGAUCGCGAGAGUGCCACCUGGGCCCUCCGAAGUACGUCGCGGCUGGACAAGUAUAAUGUGUGGGCUCAAGUCCAGGGCGGAGGAACUACCGGGCAGGCAGAAGCCAUCACACUGGCGGUUGCACGAGCGCUGCUGGUUCACGAGCCCGCUCUGAAGCCUGCGCUCCGCAAGGCCGGUGUCAUCACGGUCGACGCCCGUCGCGUGGAGAGAAAGAAGCCCGGUCACGUCAAGGCGCGCAAGAUGCCUACCUGGGUCAAGAGAUGAAAGUGUGGUCGAGAUCGGCAUCCUCUCGCGUGGGGGGAGGGGGCCUGGAUCUUUUCUUUGUACUUCUACUUCCUUGCUGUAUUAUUCGAUUUGGCCUUGUGAUUUUUUCUCCACGAAAGUAUAUCCAGUAUUGCAAGCAUACUCACCAGGUGUCACGGAAGUCGUUUCAGGACACGACACGGCAUGUCUUCGGCGACCGGCAUGUAACUAUUGGCAUAAAAGCAAUAAACCGAAUUUUGGUGCAGAC